Molecule: messenger RNA, 1720 nt
Organism: Notodromas monacha
Lineage: Eukaryota; Metazoa; Arthropoda; Ostracoda; Podocopida; Cyprididae
Source: the annotation of a GenBank genome assembly
AUGUCGCGCACCGUAGACCGUUUGUCCGGUGUUCCGUCAAUAAAACAAAUUCCCUGUCCGGUUACGAGGUCCGGUUUCCCUUGCGGCCGUAUCAUUGUUUGGAAUCCCAUGAAAACGCGUUCGCCAUCAAUGGUCACGGUGACCAGUAACAGCGACAGGAGCGUACGACCAAGAACAAUGGGGGGCUCGAAAGGUUGUCAGCAUGGCUCGGAUGCAUCCACUGCUUUGUGGUCGGCAGCAAAAAGUGGCGACUUCCAGAAGGUUCAAGGAUUGCUCCAGUGUUGUGCAGAUCCAUCAUAUUACUCCAAAACAGGAAGUCAAGCUCUUCACGAAGCUGCUUUCAAUGGACACAUUCCAACCAUUGAACUCCUUUUGAAAUAUGGUGCUGACCCUAAUUCAAAAAAGACCGAUGGUUGGGCACCCAUACAUCUUGCAAUUCGGAAAGAAAUCAAUGCAGUGGCUGUGGUCAAGGAGCUUUUGCAUGUAGGGGCUGAGGUCAACCUGGUGACCAGCGGUCCAAGCUUCACAGUGUACGACAUCGCGCGUAACGUACAGAUGUCGCCAGCAGUGAUGGACUUCCUGAGAGCCAACGGCGGCUUGGCGCUGCAUGAUAUCGCCGCCAAGUCCUCCCGUGAUGCGCGUCCUUACUCCGGUUCUCAACUUCAUCUGGCUGCGCGUUAUGGGGACACCACUGCAGUUCGUGACUUACUCAAAUGUCCAGAAAUGGCAAAGCAGGUGUCAGCUGUGGACUACGCCGGCGCCAUGCCAAUCCACGAAGCGGCUUUCCGUGGAUUCGCUGACAUUGUUGAGGCGCUGCUGGAGUCCGGGGCGGAUCCGAAUGCGCGGAAAGCUGAUGGAUGGACGGCGAUUCACUUGGCUGUGCGGCCGCAGAUUGAUCCGGUGCCAGUUCUGCUGGCGCUGAUUAAACAUGGCGCUGAUAUUCACUUGAAGACCAGGGAAGGCUUGACUGCUGAGCAAAUAGCGAAGCAAUAUCCGGGUGUCUCUGAGUCCACCAAAACUUUCUUAUCCUUGGAAGUUUGGCUUGAAGAGGAUUGCAAUGGAGAUGGGGUCUUUUCUUGUGCUGAUCACGCACUUUCGCUCGAAAAUCGAGGAAUGCAUUGCACAAUUGAUGAAGCUUCAAAAAGGAAGCUAUAUGAAGACCUGGCGGUUUGCGAACACGAUCCGAACGCUGACCUGCCCCUGGAUUUGGGUCCUUUCCUCAGGAAGAAACAGGUUUCCCCCGCUGGCUAAUUUCUCUAGGCUUUUAAAAACCUGGAGGAAUCUUGUGAAAAUUGUAAUUGUGUGUAGACUGCACUUAUCCAAGAUGAUUCUAUUUCUAAGGAGUGUUUGUAGUGUUUUUUCCGAUUUUUUACUUGUCGAAUAUUGAUCCAUGGCAUGGAUAUUUUCAAACUUAUCAUUAUUCGCGAUAUGUUUCGCACAAUUUUUGAAAUAACCAAGAUCUCAGAAGCUUUUGAGUCAAGAGCAAGGAAACUCCAGAAACUAAAGGUGAAGAAUAUCUUUUAGUUCAUUCAAUCUCGAAAGAACAAACGAGCAACGAUGUUUUAAAAUUCAAAACGGAAUAAUGGCAACAUUUUCUUUUUUUGGACCUCAGAAAAAUAUCUUAUACCGGACUCGGCGAACGACGGAAUCAUGUGGACUAUUGUGGGGAUUCAUUUUGGAACGAACUUGAAUCAAUAAAAAAAAUACGGUUUCAAAAAGA